Messenger RNA from Lycium barbarum (goji berry), 399 nucleotides. Its product is annotated as L-ascorbate peroxidase 3-like. Gene Ontology annotation, molecular function: peroxidase activity; heme binding. The record is from RefSeq and is a predicted model, not a curated record. The coding region runs from base 1 to 399 and encodes 132 amino acids. Gene Ontology annotation, biological process: response to reactive oxygen species; hydrogen peroxide catabolic process; cellular response to oxidative stress. The transcript has 6 exons. NCBI's taxonomy places the organism in Eukaryota, Viridiplantae, Streptophyta, Magnoliopsida, Solanales, Solanaceae.
AUGUCAAAUAUCAGAUGGCAUGAUGCAAGAACAUAUGAUUGUAAGUCCAAAACUGGAGGACCUAAUGGUUCUAUCCGUAAUGAGGAACAGUUCACUCAUAGUGCUAACAAUGGCUUGAAUAUCGCUCUUGAAUUUUGCGAAGAAGUGAAGGCUGAACAUCCAAAGAUUACAUAUGCAGAUCUAUACCAGGAAGAAAUUAAAGGAGUUCAGUACACAAAGGAACUGAUCGUAAGACUCAGUUCCCAAAUAGUCUUUGUGGAAGGUGUUGUAGCAGUUGAGGUCACUGGUGGUCCAACCAUCGACUUUGUCCCUGGUAGGAGGGAUUCAAAGAUUUCUCCAAGGGAAGGACGUCUUCCAGCUGCUAAACAAGGUUUUCCUGGACUACCAAUUCCUUUUUAA